Molecule: messenger RNA, 3111 nt
Organism: Pseudozyma hubeiensis SY62
Lineage: Eukaryota; Fungi; Basidiomycota; Ustilaginomycetes; Ustilaginales; Ustilaginaceae
Exons: 3
Coding region: 1-3111 (1036 amino acids)
Biological process (GO): GTP biosynthetic process; chromatin organization
Cellular component (GO): cytoplasm
Molecular function (GO): IMP dehydrogenase activity; histone binding; acyltransferase activity, transferring groups other than amino-acyl groups
Source: RefSeq, a predicted model, not a curated record
AUGACAGAGUCGUGGUCGGCAAACAGCACCACAUCGACGGCGAUACGCCUGAUAGGGUCUCCGUACGGCACCGACUCGGCGUUCCACCCGACGUUCACCUAUCCGAUCUACGGCGAGGCCGAGACGAUCUACGGAUACAAAGGACUUUGCAUCAACCUCAACGUUGCAUCGGGCAGCCUGGUACCGUUGAUCGACGUGAGCUAUCGCGCAAAGAACGAAUCCACCACCGCAAAACUCGACGACGUCGAAGGCAAGAUCAAGGAGUUUCUGCCACCAGAUCACCUGUCCACCUCUUCGUCUAGUGCAAAGGAGCAUUUUGCGGCAGCCGUCGAGGCGGACAAGGCCUUCAAGCCCUUUGGCGAAAAGGUGCACAGCUAUACACGCCGGAAAGUCAACAAGGGGAAAGGCAAGAACAGUGCAUCGCUCGCCUCGACAUCGACGCUGUCGGAGGACGACCCGGACGCGAGGGUGUUUGAGAUCUACCGCUCCACCUGGUCCACUCCUGGAUUCCGAGAGUACCACCGACGCAUGCAGCUCUUCGUUCUACUGUUCAUCGAAGGAGCCUCCUAUAUCUCGGAGGACGAAAGCAACUGGGAGUUCUUCACGCUCUACGAACGAUCCGCUUCGGGAUACCACUUUAUGGGCUAUACAUCCCUGUACAAAUUCUGGUGUUGGCCGGAUUCAUCACGAAUAAGACUAAGCCAGUUCGUUAUCCUCCCACCGUUCCAAAAGCAGGGUCAUGGUGCAGCGCUCUACACCACCGUGUACGACGCGAUUCGACAGAGACCCAAUGUUCGGGAAUUGACGGUGGAAGAUCCGAGCGAAGAUUUCGAUCGUCUACGGGACGGGAACGAUCUUCGCAGACUUCUCGCCCCCGGUGGGUUUGUGGAAAUCGCCAAAGCGGAAGGAAAACUCAACGCGCCCGUCGACAAGGGCUGGAUCGAGGCGAAACGGCUAGAGCACAAGCUGGCGCCGAGACAGUGGUCGCGAGUGCUCGAGAUGGUCCAGCUGAUGAACCUGGAUCUGGACGAUGCGCAGCAGGUCAAGCAGUACCGAUUGCAGGUGAAAGCGAGGAUCUAUCGCCAGAACAAGGACAUUCUGAUCCAGCUCGAGAAGGCGCAGCAGAGGAGCAAAUUGCAGGAGACGUUCGAGGGUGUCGUGGAGGAGUACGGCGAUAUGGUCGGGGUGGAUGUGGAGGAUCUGCUGGGUGGUGGCGGUGUUGGGGGGCUGUACGGGCUGGAUGAGGAGGAUGAGGAUGAGGAGGACGGGGGGCAUUAUGCGAAUGGAAAUGGUCCGCCGAGGAAGAUGGCUCGCUUUGGCAGCAGCAGCAGCAGGAGCACAAAAGUUGUCCAAGGUCAGAGCGACACCUUCCUUCCUAAUCUGUUCUUCGCCAAAAGAGCCACCUCCUACAAACAUCUUCCUCCUUACCAUCGACGACCCUUCAUCAAGAUGCCCGCUAGCAACGGUCUUCAGAUCCCCCAGGACGUGGCGGUCCUCUCGCCUUCCCAGGCGCUCGAGCACCUCAAGACCUACGCCAACGGCGACGGCUUGAGCAUGGCCGAGCUCAUCGACUCUCGUCAGCACGGCGGUCUCACCUACAACGACUUCCUCGUGCUCCCGGGCUUCAUCAACUUCAACGCCUCGGACGUCAGCCUUCGCACCAAGGUCACCAAGAACGUCACCUUGAACACGCCCUUCCUCUCUUCGCCCAUGGACACGGUCACCGAGACCGAGAUGGCCAUCGCCAUGGGGCUUAUGGGCGGCAUGGGUGUCAUUCACAACAACAUGAGCCCUCAGGAGCAGGCUAGCGUUGUGCGCAAGGUCAAGAAGUACGAGAACGGGUUCAUCACUGAGCCCCUCUGCCUGGACCCCAAGGCUACCGUGGGUGACGUUCUCGAUGUCAAGGAGCGUCUUGGUUUCGGUGGUAUCCCCAUCACUGACACUGGUGCUAUGCACGGCAAGCUGCUAGGUAUCGUCACCGCCCGUGACGUCCAGUUCCGCGACACGAGCCUCCCGCUCUCCGAGGUCAUGACCACCGACCUCGUCACCGCCAAGCAGGGCGUCACUCUCGAGCAGGCCAACACCAUCCUCCGCGACAGCAAGAAGGGCAAGCUGCCCAUCGUCGACGCCGAGGGUCGCCUCGUCGCCUUGCUCGCUCGUUCCGACUUGCUCAAGAACCAGAACUACCCUCUCGCAUCCAAGCAACCCGACAGCAAGCAGCUCUACUGCGCCGCUGCCAUCGGAACGCGUCCUUCGGAUCGCGAGCGUCUCGGUCUGCUCGUCGAGGCUGGUUUGGAUGUGGUCAUCCUCGACUCGUCCCAGGGCAACUCGGUGUACCAGAUCGAGAUGAUCCAGUGGAUCAAGCAGACCUACCCUCAGGUCGAUGUUGUCGCAGGUAACGUCGUUACCCGCGAGCAGGCUGCCAGCCUGAUCGCCGCCGGUGCCGACGCCCUGCGUGUCGGCAUGGGUUCCGGUUCGAUCUGCAUCACUCAAGAAGUCAUGGCCGUCGGUCGACCUCAAGGUACUGCCGUGCACGCCGUCGCCGAGUUCGCCUCCAAGUUCGGUGUUCCCGUCAUCGCCGACGGAGGUAUCUCCAACGUGGGCCACAUCGCCAAGGCGCUCGCUCUCGGUGCCUCUGCCGUCAUGAUGGGCGGACUGCUCGCCGGAACCACCGAAUCGCCCGGCGACUACUUCUACCGCGACGGAAAGCGUCUCAAAGGCUACCGCGGUAUGGGCUCCAUCGAAGCCAUGGAGCACCAGAAGAAGGGCAAGAUCGCCGGCGCUACGGGCAAGGGCGCUGCCAAAGCCGACAAGGUCGCCUCGGACGAAAACGCCGCUACGCAGCGCUACUUUUCCGAGAGCGACGCCGUCAAGGUCGCCCAGGGCGUCGCCGGUGCGGUGCAGGACAAGGGAUCGGUCAAGAAGUUCCUGCCGUACCUGUACACGGGUCUGCAGCACUCGUUGCAGGAUAUGGGCGUGCCGCACCUGUACGAGCUGCGCACCGCGGUGGGCAGCGGUCAGGUCAGGUUCGAGUUGAGGACCGCCAGCGCUCAGGUGGAAGGUGGAGUGCAUGGUCUCCACUCUUACGAGAAGAGGUUGUUCUCGUCGUAG